Exaiptasia diaphana is the source of this 1486-nucleotide messenger RNA. RefSeq lists its product as uncharacterized. NCBI's taxonomy places the organism in Eukaryota, Metazoa, Cnidaria, Anthozoa, Actiniaria, Aiptasiidae. The record is from RefSeq and is a predicted model, not a curated record. The transcript has 2 exons. Bases 432 to 1121 code for a protein of 229 amino acids.
UGCUUUCAUCAGCUGCGGUCAUAUGACUUUUCGUACGUGAGGCGAUUCUAUUGUGUUAUCUACGUCUCCACCCCGAAGUACAGUAUAACAAUGACAGAGACAGGAAGUCAGUAGGAUGUUUAGGCACACGAGCCAAUAGGACGAAUUUCAAGUACUGAAAAACGUUCGAGGUCACUUGUCGCACGAAAACUACGCUUCUGACAAAGUUCUUAUCUCAGAUAUUGAACACACUUAACUAAAGCCACUCUACAGGCCGCUAAAACAGUUAGCUGUUAUUCGUCGUUGGACUUGGGACCGAAAAGAGGUAGUUCCGAUGAGAAGCGGGCAAUGAUAUAUACCUAAUAUACACAUAUUCGACACGUUUCACAGACCAAGUUCCGGCAACCAGAAAUUGGGACAAUUAUAACGAGAGAGAAAAGUCAAAGACAAUAAUGAAAUCAGACUGGGGAAGCAACUACAUGGUCUUAGUUUUUUCAGAGAUGGAAAGCUUCUUGAAUGAUCUCGCUGGUGCGUCUCUAAGCGCUGAGCACGAGAAAAGACGAGUUACUCUAGAGAAAAAGCUCUUAGCUGUCAGACAGCUUUCGCCAACUUCACCUUUACCUCUGUCAAAAGAUAAAGUAAAACGAACUUAUGAGAAGCAAAAKGAGAAAGAAGAUACUACGCGAGUGGAUUCAGAUAGGCUGCCGCGUAUGAGGUCGUGGUCAUGCCCGGCACUCAACGAAUGCAUGRCUGCGGAAGAAGACAAUAAAAGUCCGGACGAGGAUMAAAUCAAAGAGAAAAUGAAGAAUCAUGAGAUUUCGGGCUUAAAAACUGAAAGUGAAAUUCCAAAAGAAAAUGAUGAGACUCAGAAUGAAGAAUUACGCAAUAAGAAGAAACUUGAACGACUAAGGCAAGCAUAUCUUGAGACUUUGAAAGUACCUCGCCGUCGAACUGCGUCAGAGCCUCAAGUACGCCGUACGUCAUCGAGCCACAGGGUUCCCAAUCCUGAAUAUAUUCACGGAAUCAAUACUGGAACUGCUUUUAGGUUUGAAACUACGAGAGAUUCUCAACUAUCGCGAAAGCCUAACAGGAAAGGAUUUAAUGUUGUUUGGGAUGUCCCUACAGCUGAUGUAUGUGGAUAGAACAUUCAACAUACAACAUAGUUAAGUUUAUAGAAGGUCGAUGGGGCCAAAGUGCAAGUGUGAAUAUGAACUCCUCCCAGGGCUCCUCGUCGUGCGCGUCAGACACAAAUACAAUAGAAUUUCAAAGACUUAAUCUACUUUAGCGGAAUGGCAACUUAAUAUUUCUGAAAGAGAAAUGAGUAUUUCAUUGUAAUUGUAAUGUCAAAGACGAUAGAAUUUCAAAAUCUCUCAAAAUUCAACGCUCAAAGAUAUAGAUAUUGUUCAGACGAAUACUGGGCUUCAGUUCACUUGUUUUUGGGAAACAUUAUAUUGCAAGUGGAAUAAUCUAAAUGUCCUAGUAGAAUUAAAUCGCUCUUUUGAUUUUG